Molecule: messenger RNA, 1259 nt
Organism: Setaria italica (foxtail millet)
Lineage: Eukaryota; Viridiplantae; Streptophyta; Magnoliopsida; Poales; Poaceae
Product: TLC domain-containing protein At5g14285
Exons: 1
Coding region: 169-936 (255 amino acids)
Cellular component (GO): membrane
Source: RefSeq, a predicted model, not a curated record
CUUGUUAAAUUCCCACACCAAUUCCAACAAUCGCCUUCUCCCCUUCCCAACCGCAACAAACCAAACCCAGCCGCAGCUCUCCACGCCUAACCCUACUCCUCCAUCCAAUCUCCCCUGCCCCGCCGCCCUCGAUCCGGCGGGUUCCUCUCUCCCCGGCGCAGCGCCGCCAUGGAUUUGUUGGCGUCUUUGGUUGCCGAGGAGCGGUGGCUGUUCCCCGCGUUCCUCGUGAUGUACGCCGCCAUCUACUGCGUCGGCCAGCUCGUCGUGUUCCGGCGGUGGGCGCCACGGCAGCGGCUGGACGGCGCCAGCUGUCUCAUCUCGCUCUUCCACGGGACCCCCGCCGCGCUCGCGGCGGCCGGGGCUAUCCUCGCGCUGCCCGCGGGGUCCCGCUCCUUCGCCGCGCCCAACGAGCGCCUUCAGGAGCACGUCCUCGACUACAGCGUCGCCUACUUCACCAUGGACCUGCUCCACUACCUCGCCUUUCUGCCCGGAGACGUCCUCUUCAUCGCGCACCACCUCGCCACGCUCUUCGUCUUCCUCACCUGCCGCUACAUCGUCCGCCACGGCGCCUACGCGCUGCUCGUCCUCCUCGUCCUUGCCGAGGUCACCAGUCUGCUGCAGAACGUCUGGACGCUCGCCGGGAUCUGGCGGGACCAGUCCCCUGCUGCCGCUCGUGUCUACGGCGCCCUCUCUCCGCCCUUCUACGUGCUCUACACGCUGGUCAGGGGCGUCGCCGGUCCGCUCUUCCUCCUCAAGAUGACCGUCUUCUACCUGUCCGGCCAGGCUGUCGAUGUCAUCCCGUGGUGGGUGCGGAUCUCUUGGAUUGUUGUUGUUGGCACCGCCAUUGCGGUCAGCAACCUGUGGAUUUGGAACCUCUGGAAGGAGCUAUUCAGGGAACGGAACCAAGCUAUUUCAAAAGCAAAGAAAGACACAUAGGUCAGGUCGCUCUAACCAUGUACUGGUGUACCAACCAUGUAGCAGCUGAAUCAUUCCAAACUGCCCCGACAAUCGACAUGGAUGAUGAGGACCAUGAUUUUGAUUAGAUGGUAAAUGCUGAUCUUGGAUGACAUUGGUGGAGAAUGCUUAUCUGUAAGAUACAUCUCUUCAUUCGUUCAUAGAAAAAUCAGAUCAGGGAACUAGUUUAGGGUGCAUUGCGUGGAAAAUUAUUUGGAAUGGUGUGAUAUCUCUAGUGUGUGGUCAAAAUGUAAUUGUACUGCUUGAUAAAUAAUGAAAAAUGGGUACACUGUUGUUUGUUGCCA